Messenger RNA from Quercus robur (English oak), 1556 nucleotides. Its product is annotated as epidermis-specific secreted glycoprotein EP1-like. Lineage: Eukaryota; Viridiplantae; Streptophyta; Magnoliopsida; Fagales; Fagaceae. Bases 53 to 1357 code for a protein of 434 amino acids. The record is from RefSeq and is a predicted model, not a curated record. The transcript has a single exon.
CUAAGCUAUAUUAUGCACAUCAACCAGACUGUCUUCUUAUCUUGUAGCUACAAUGCGCUUGUUUUCCCUCUUCUUCCUUUGCUCACUUUUUCCCUUCAUUGCUCAAUCUUCUGUUCCUCCCUAUGCAACAUUUAGAUAUGUUAAUGAAGGAGAAUUUGGGCCAUACAUUGUUGAGUACGAUGGAAACUAUCGUGGACUAUCCAUUUUCAAUUCUCCAUUCCAACUUUUCUUUUAUAACACCACCCCUAAUGCUUACACCCUCGCAUUACGCAUGGCUACCAGACGUUCAGAGUCACUGUUUCGUUGGGUUUGGGAAGCCAACAGAGGCAACCCAGUUCACGAAAAUGCUACCCUCACUUUUGGGACUGAUGGGAACCUAGUCUUGGCUGAUGCUGAUGGCCGAGUUGCUUGGCAAACCAAUACCGCCAACAAAGGUGUGGUAGGCUUGAAAUUGUUACCAAAUGGUAACAUGGUCCUUCAUAACUCAAAGGGCAAUUUUAUUUGGCAGAGUUUUGACUCUCCAACAGAUACACUGUUGGUUGGUCAAUAUUUGCGAGCUGGAAGUGUAACCAAGCUUGUAAGUCGGACUUCUGAAAGGGAUAACAAAGAUGGGCCUUACAGCUUAGUGAUGGAGCCUAAAGGAUUGGCCUUUUACUAUAAGAGCAAGAAUUCUCUUAGUCCUAGGCCAAUUCUCUACUUCUUCUUAUCUUCUCAUUUGGAGGGCUCCUUAGAAAAUGUGACACUAAAUUCUACCCCAGAAACCGAUGAGGCCUAUUCUUAUGAUCUAGGCAUAGAGUACCGUUCGGACUCGGCCAACCUACCAAAUAUUGGAAACAGCCUUUCGGCUAGGCCCAAAUACAAUAGCACAUUAUCUUUUCUUCGUCUUGGCAUUGAUGGUAAUCUUAGGUUCUAUACUUACUAUGAUAAGGUAGAUUACCGUGCUUGGGAAGUUACAUACACUCUAUUUGAUAGAGACUCGACUGAGAGUGAGUGCCAAUUGCCUGAGCGUUGUGGGGAAUUUGGGCUUUGUGAUAACAACCAGUGUGUUGCCUGCCCAGUGUCAAAUGGGUUAUUGGGUUGGAGUAAGGACUGCAAGCCCAAAAAGAUUACAUCUUGUGGAAUGAAUGAUUUUCACUAUUACAAAGUUGAAGGUGCUGACCAUUUCAUGAGCAAAUUCACCACCGGAAAUACCCUUACAGAAAAUAACUGUGGCAAAAAGUGUUCAGAGGACUGCAAGUGUUUGGGCUAUUUUUACCACAAGGAGACCUCCAAAUGUUGGGUCGCUUAUGAUCUCAACACCCUAACAAAAUCCUCCAAUUCUACGCAUGUGGGUUAUAUUAAGGUACCAAAUCACUAAUAAUGUGGGUAAGUAGUGGGGAAGGAUCUUGCUCUAUCUCAUUUCGUAGUCGAAUGAGUUCGUUUAUGGCAUUCCAAAUAGUGCCGCACUGGUGCUUCAAUAAAGAUCACGUAUUCUUUGUAGUACUUUUUUCUUGAUUUUGCUCCACCAAUGCUUAUAGGUACAAUUUCAUCAAUACUGCAAGAUUUGUGUAACAGAA